AGCAGUAUUAUGCAUUAUUUUCAAGCUUUGCUAAAGGAGAUUGUGGUGGAGUAAGAGAGGUAUAAGAGUGUCGAGGGCAAGGAAGUCACUAUAAUUCAAGAUGUAGAAUUUUUGAAUGGAAGGAGAAAAUGAGGAGGGAAUGAUGACUGAAGAGUGCUGAUAGAAAGAAAGUGAGGAUCUAUGGAUGAAUGGCUUGGAUGAGGUUGAACGCAGUAGUCAGACAAUGAUUUGAAUGGAAGAUGCUUCCAUUAAUUGGAAAAACCAUCAUCCUUGAUAAUUUUCCUGACCCUUCUGAUACAUGGGAAAUUACUGACACAAUAGGCAAAGGAACUUAUGGGAAAGUUUUUAAAGUGUUGAAUAAGAAAAAUGGCCAAAAAGCAGCAGUCAAAAUUCUGGAUCCCAUUCAUGACAUUGAUGAAGAGAUUGAAGCAGAAUAUAACAUCUUAAAAGCACUUUCUGAUCACCCUAAUGUGGUCAAAUUCUAUGGGAUGUACUUUAAGAAGGAUAAAGUAAAUGGAGAUAAACUAUGGUUGGUUCUUGAGCUGUGCAAUGGAGGAUCAGUGACUGAGCUCGUGAAAGGAUUUCUGAAGACGGGCAAAAGAAUGAGUGAGCCCAUAAUUGCUUAUAUUUUACGAGAAGCGCUAAUGGGACUUCAGCAUUUACAUAACAACAAAACUAUCCACCGUGAUGUAAAAGGAAAUAACAUCCUCUUGACCAAUGAAGGUGGAGUUAAACUGGUAGAUUUUGGUGUAUCUGCACAGCUCACCAGCACUUGGCACCGUCGGAACACUUCUGUGGGAACACCAUUUUGGAUGGCUCCUGAGGUGAUUGCCUGUGAACAGCAAUUGGAUACCACGUAUGAUGCCAGAUGCGAUACAUGGUCCCUUGGGAUCACAGCCAUUGAGCUAGGCGAUGGAGACCCUCCUCUAGCUGACCUACAUCCCAUGAGAGCACUCUUCAAAAUUCCAAGGUCACCUCUGUGUACCCUGAAUAUUCCUCAGAGACUUCUGCAGGACUCAAAGAAUCCACCCCCAAAACUAAGGCAACCUGAGAUAUGGUCAGCUGAAUUCAAUGACUUCAUUAGCAGGUGCUUGACUAAAGAUUAUGAGAAACGUCCCACUGUGUCAGAUCUUUUACAGCAUAAAUUCAUUACUCAAAUUGAGGGCAAAGAUGUGGUGUUGCAAAAACAACUCAUGGAAUUCAUUGACAUUCAUCAGUGUACAGGAGGCACAGAAAAAGCCAGACAUGAACGCAUUCAUACCAAGAAAGGUAAUUUCCGCAGAUCUCUGAUUUCUGAUCUGAAGGAUGUAGAUGAUUUAGCAACCCUAGAAGUUUUGGAUGAGAACACAGUCUCAGAACAACUUGAGAAGUGUUAUGCCAGAGACCAGAUUUAUAUGUAUGUGGGAGAUAUACUCAUUGCUCUUAACCCUUUUCAAAGUCUGGGCCUUUAUUCCCCAGAGCAUUCCAAAUUAUAUAUUGGAGCAAAGAGAAGUGCCAAUCCGCCUCACAUCUUUGCAAUGGCUGACUUCGGCUAUCAGUCUAUGGUAACAGAUACUUCAGACCAGUGCAUCGUUAUUUCUGGAGAAAGUGGGGCUGGAAAAACGGAAAGUGCUCAUCUUUUAGUUCAACAGCUGACAGUCCUUGGAAAGGCUAAUAACAGGACCCUGCAAGAGAAGAUUUUACAAGUGAACAAUCUGGUGGAAGCCUUUGGCAAUGCCUGUACUAUUAUAAAUGACAAUUCCAGCCGAUUUGGAAAAUACUUAGAAAUGAAAUUUACUUCUUCUGGUGCUGUAGUGGGAGCACAGAUUUCUGAAUACCUUUUAGAGAAAUCCAGAGUUAUCCACCAAGCCAUUGGAGAAAAGAAUUUUCAUAUUUUUUACUAUAUCUAUGCUGGUUUAGCAGAAAAGAAGAAACUAGCCCAUUAUAAAUUGCCUGAAAAUAAGCCUCCCAGAUACCUACAAAAUGACCACCUCAGAACAGUACAGGACAUGAUGAAUAAUAGUUUUUAUAAAUCCCAGUAUGAAUUAAUUGAGCAAUGUUUCAAGGUCAUAGGUUUUACAAUGGAGCAACUUGGUAGUAUAUACAGUGUCCUGGCUGCAAUCCUGAAUGUGGGAAACAUUGAAUUUUCUUCUGUAGCAACUGAAUACCAGAUUGACAAGAGCCACAUUUCUAAUCACACAGCUCUGGAAAACUCUGCUUCUUUGCUUUACAUUCAGGCAGAUGAGCUACAGGAAGCUCUCACCUCCCACUGUGUGGUCACUAGAGGAGAAACAAUUAUAAGACCCAACACUGUAGAAAAAGCUACUGAUGUUAGAGAUGCUAUGGCUAAAACUUUAUAUGGGCGUCUCUUUAGUUGGAUAGUCAGUCGUAUUAACAGCUUGUUGAAGUGUGACACCUCACCAAGUGGGGAUGGUGAUGAACUGAGCAUUGGCAUUCUGGAUAUAUUUGGAUUUGAAAAUUUCAAAAAAAAUUCCUUUGAACAGCUGUGCAUUAACAUUGCAAAUGAACAAAUUCAGUAUUAUUUCAAUCAACAUGUAUUUGCUUGGGAACAGAAUGAAUAUUUAAAUGAAGAUGUUGAUGCUAGAGUUAUUGAAUAUGAAGAUAAUCGGUCCCUCUUAGAUAUGUUUCUGCAAAAACCAAUGGGUUUACUAUCCCUACUUGAUGAAGAAAGCAGAUUUCCCAAGGCCACUGACCAGACUCUUGUAGAAAAAUUUGAAGGUAACCUGAAAUCACAGUAUUUCUGGAGACCCAAAAGAAUGGAACUUAGUUUUGGAAUUCAUCAUUAUGCAGGAAAGGUCUUCUAUAAUGCUACUGGGUUCUUGGCUAAAAAUAGAGACACUCUUCCAACUGAUAUUGUGCUACUGUUGAGGUCAUCAGAAAACAGUGUAAUUCGGCAAAUAGUCAACCAUCCGCUGACAAAGACAGGCAAUCUGCCACAUUCUAAAACUGAACAUAUAAUAAACUAUCAAAUGAGGACUUCAGAAAAAUCAAUCAACCUGACAAAGGGUGAAACUGGAGACGCCACAUGUCAUGCCAGAGAGACGACCAACAUGAAAACACAAACAGUCGCAUCAUAUUUUAGAUAUUCUCUGAUGGAUUUGUUAUCCAAAAUGGUGGUGGGCCAGCCUCACUUUGUCCGUUGCAUCAAACCCAAUAAUGAACGUCAGGCAAGAAAAUAUGAUAAAGAGAAAGUUUUGCUACAGCUUCGUUACACAGGAAUUCUGGAAACAGCAAGAAUUCGAAGGCUAGGAUACUCACAUCGGAUACUUUUUGCUAGCUUUAUAAAGCGGUACCAUGUUCUCUGUUACAAGUGGAACGAAGAUCCCCCAGUGAGCCCUGAUACCUGUGUCGCUAUUUUGGAAAAAGCUGGUCUUGAUAACUGGGCUCUUGGAAAAACAAAAGUAUUCCUUAAAUAUUAUCAUGUGGAACAGUUAAAUUUAAUGCGAAAGGAAGUCAUUGACAAGCUUAUUUUGAUUCAAGCCUAUGUCAGAGGAUUCUUGGGGUCAAGAAGGUACCAAAAAAUACAAAAAAGAAGGAAAGAGAGCGCAAUAAUAAUACAGUCAGCUACAAGAGGACAUCUGGUCAGGAAACAAAGAAAAGAAAUUGUUAACAUGAAAAACACAGCAUUAACAAACACGCAGACUCAGGAUCGGGAACUUGACUACAAGAAAAACUUUGAAAAUAAAAGGGAGUCUUUUACGAAAAAAAUGACAGAAUAUGGCAUCUCUGCUAAUGGAACAAUCAUUCCAGCUUCAAAUAGUAAAGGGACGACAUCGGUCGUGAAGACGUCUUCUUUCAAAGCUGAAGAGGAAACCACUAAUGCUUUGCAGAGUAUCAACAAGGGAUAUCUAGCUCAGAACAAAAUCAAUAACAUGGCUGGGGAUGAGGCCAAGCAGGAAUUGCACCUGGGGGAGGACUCUUGGGCAGAAGUAAGCCCCAAACAGAAAUAUAUCAGAGACUUGGAAGAGAACAGUAAAAUGAGGAAGAUGGAGAGAGAGGACACUGUAGCAGAGAAUUGCUAUCAGAGAUUUACAGAGGAAAGGAAUUUUGAAGAGUCAAAAGCAGCCUAUGUAGGAAGGAAUGGUAAGCCAGAAAGACCCAGUGUCCCAGGACUUUGGUUAGCUGAGAGUGAGACUAAGCAGCCUUCUUUUAAAAAACCUUUGGAACCUCGUUUUAGCCAGAGAUCACUUUAUCAAAAUGCAAAUAGCAAGGAAAAGAGGACAUCCGUGGCCACCCAAAAUGCACCCAUAUGUAGCAAGGAGAGAAGCCAUUGGAUGUCUGAGACAGUCAAGGAGAAGCAGGUUGAACCAAUGAUCUCAACUUGUGAAGAAGACAAAGCAGUCAUGUUCAUUCAGAGCAAAUUCCGAGGUUACAAGAGAAGGCAGCAAGUGAGGAAGGACAGGAUGUCUUCUUUUAAAAAUCACAAGAUUGUUGCAACACCAACAGAAGCAGCAAGAAAUACUAACAAUCUGUAUUCCCAUCACACAAAACAUGAGGAAUCUUGUAAUAUCAACAUGAAUCAUGAUGAUCUCUCAAAAAGCAUUUCAGAAAAAGAAGCAUGGGACUUGGCAAUUUUUUCAAAACAGAUAUCAAAGCUGUCUGAAGAAUAUUUCAUUCUGCAGAAAAAACUGAAUGAAAUUAUUUUGUCACAGCAACUGAAGCCUCUGUAUCUGGGUAUCUGUCCUCGUAUGCCAAUUGAUAGACGAGUUUCUUCUCAGCACUGCCUCUCAGCUAUCUCUAAAGAAGAGCCAAAAAUACUGAGACACCCAAGACGGCCUCGGAAACCCAAAACAUUAAAUAACCCUGAAGAUUCCAUGUACUACUACCUACUACAUAAAUCAAUCCAAGAAGAAAAACGAAGACCAAGGAAAGAGAGCCAAGGCAAAUUAUUAGAUUUGGAAGAUUUCUAUUAUAAGGAAUUUUUGCCCAGUCGUUCUGGACCAAAAGAACAUAAUCCUAGUUUCAAAGAACAAAGACCACACAGAGAACUCCAGAAUCAUUAUUUUGAGGCUGAUAAAAGGUGCUGGGCAGCAGAGAGCAGGGAAGAGGAGGACCCGCGCGCAGCCAAUCCCUUCGACUACCGGAGACUCCUGCGUAAAACCUCCCAGCGUCGGCGCCUGGUCCAGCAAUAGCAGCCCUGCCUCUGCAAGUCCACAGCCGCGGGAAUAGUCCGGGACUGCGUGACUGCACGCGCCCAAGGGGGAGACCUCAGGUGCUGCCACACCAAACGCCAAAGCCAUGCCACUGACCUUCGCAUGGACUGCCCCUGCGCUGGCCCCUCGCGUGCCCGGGCCUGCCUUCCAGGCUGCGGACCUGGAGAACUGGGGAAGCUCCGGCUGUCACCUGGCCACGCUCUCACCAGCCCACUAAUUGGGCAUUCUUGUCCUUGUCUCCAAUGUAUUUCUUUGUUCACUUAUUGUAACUCCCCUUCUGUGGGCCAAGCUGCGCCUCCAUACGCACUGACCUCUCUUAUUUUGGGUGACUUAAAAUUUCUCUGCUUUCUUGGAAACCACUCUCCGGAGAGAGGUCAGACGGGUUAAUUCCAGAGAAAAGAACAAAGCCCCCAACGGAGGGGUUAGGAGGGGAGGGAACAGAGUGGGACUCUGAGGAACUUGAUCGCAAACUUGCACUUUGCCGUCAGUUGGCUUUUAGGGUUACUAAAUAAAGUGCCUUGGAAAGUCCCUGGC
Talpa occidentalis (Iberian mole) is the source of this 5687-nucleotide messenger RNA. RefSeq names its product myosin IIIA (gene MYO3A). Gene Ontology annotation, biological process: protein phosphorylation. Bases 240 to 5132 code for a protein of 1630 amino acids. The transcript has 36 exons. Gene Ontology annotation, molecular function: ATP binding; protein kinase activity; protein binding. The record is from RefSeq and is a predicted model, not a curated record. Lineage: Eukaryota; Metazoa; Chordata; Mammalia; Eulipotyphla; Talpidae. Gene Ontology annotation, cellular component: myosin complex.